GGAUUUUCAGGAGGCAGCUAAUAGGACAGCAGAGGAGGGGCAGAGCCAGAGAAGUUUGCCACAGGACCGGGCAGGACUCGAGGGAGCGACUAAAGACGCGUUUCUGAGCGCUUAUUUAUCAGAGUGCCAAAACUUUUGCGUGCCUUUGCAGGACGCGUUCACGUAUUGGACAGAUUCAGUUUAGGAAGUUUGGCAACAGUGUGUUUUAAUGCAUGCCAUUAUACACGCUGUAUAAGCUUAACACCUCUAACUCAUUAUUAUUAUUAUUAUUAUUAUUAUUAUUAUUAUUAUUAUUAUUAUUAUUAUUAUUUUAUAAGGCUUAUCGGUGUGUUUCACUGGAGUUACUGGACUUCUUGCUUUCAUUCUGGAAAAGUUGCAAGGAUUUAUUUGACUGUUUACUGUUAUUGCAUCGUGAACAGUUCCCUAUACAUAAGGAUUUACUCUGUCAUAUGGUACAGACGAGUCAUUGUAGCCUUUUUACUGAGUGUUUGACUUGAUGCAUUGGAUGAGAUCAUGCCGGUGAGAAAGAAAGAUACACAGCAAGCACUGAAACUCCUUGAAGAAUACAGGUCAAAACUGAAUCAGCCCGAGGAUGCCCAGCUUCGACACUCCAUCGACAGAGUUAUCAGCGUGUUUCAGAGCUCGCUUUUCCAUGCCCUGAUAGAUAUCCAGGAAUAUUAUGAAGUGACUAUACAGGAGAAACAGAAUGAGUCUACAAAGUCCAUGAAACCAGCAGAGCCUUGUUCUCCUGCUAACAAAGCAACAUCAGAAACCCACACUAGUAAGAAAUACAGAUAUCAAGAUGAAGACACCACCUCUCCUCCAGAACAUGGCUCGACUCGCCUGCCCGGAGAUGUUCAGCCUCCCGAGCUGGUGCAGGUGUCAGAGAAAAACAUCUCCCAGAUCGAGAAUGUCCACAGCUUUGUCUCUCAUUCACACAUCUCCCCAAUGAAGGUAGAGUCUCUGGAGUGCGUUUUUGAGAGCUCGUCCCCAGUAGGAGGAGAGGAGGUGCCGGCCCCUGCCUUCUCCACGCUUUACUCACGCAAUGAGGCACUCAUGCAGCAGGCAGAUGCCGUUCCUCCCCCUGCUCCCAUAAUCCCUGUGAUCCCUAUCGCGCCAGUCCCAGCCGAGACCACUGUCAUCCCUGCACCCACGUCACAGGCCAGCCCGGCCCCAGUGUUGGUGAACACAGACAGCCUUGACACGUCUCCCUAUGUGAGCCCAUAUGUAAAUGGAACAGAAGCUGAUUAUGAAUAUGAAGAAAUUAUGCUCGAACGGGGGAACUCUGGUCUGGGUUUCAGUAUUGCAGGCGGCACUGAUAAUCCACACAUCGGUGAAGAUCCAAGCAUUUUUAUCACUAAGAUUAUCCCGGGUGGAGCUGCUGCUCAGGAUGGCAGGCUCAGGGUAAAUGACUGCAUCCUGCGAGUAAACGAUGUAAACGUAAGAGAUGUCACUCACAGUAGAGCCGUGGAGGCGCUGAAGGAGGCAGGCUGUAUCGUCAGACUAUAUGUCCGAAGAAGAAAGCCCAGCUCUGAGAAAAUCGUGGACUUAAAGCUUGUCAAAGGUCCCAAAGGUUUAGGCUUCAGUAUAGCUGGUGGAGUCGGAAACCAGCACAUUCCUGGAGACAACAGUAUCUACGUCACUAAAAUCAUCGAGGGAGGAGCUGCCCACAAAGACGGACGUCUCCAGAUUGGGGAUAAACUUGUCGCUGUAAAUGUUGUUUGCCUUGAAGAGGUGACUCAUGAGGAUGCUGUGGCAGCCUUGAAAAACACGAGUGAUGUAGUCUUCUUAAAAGUGGCAAAACCCACCAGUGUGUUCAUGAAUGACAGCUAUGCUCCCCCUGACGUCACCAACUCUUAUUCCCAGCACAUGGAGAAUCAUAUCAGCUCCCCAAGUUAUCUGAGCCAGCCCACAACCCCAGCCACACCUUCACGCUUCUCUCCCAUCUCCAGAGGCUUGCUGGGAGACGACGAUAUCACAAGGGAGCCUCGGAAGGUGAUGCUACACCGCGGCUCUACGGGGCUUGGAUUCAACAUUGUGGGUGGAGAGGAUGGCGAGGGCAUCUUCAUCUCCUUUAUCCUGGCUGGAGGACCUGCUGAUCUCUGUGGAGAACUGAGGAAGGGAGACCGCAUCAUCUCUGUGAAUGGAGUGGAUCUCCGCACUGCAACUCAUGAGCAGGCUGCUGCUGCUUUAAAGAAUGCUGGUCAGACUGUCACCUUAGUGGCUCAAUACAGACCAGAGGAAUACAGCCGUUUCGAAGCUAAAAUCCAUGAUCUUCGGGAGCAGAUGAUGAACAGUAGUAUCAGUUCAGGCUCCGGCUCACUCCGCACCAGCCAGAAGAGGACGCUCUACAUCAGAGCCCUGUUCGACUAUGACAGGACGAAGGAUUCUGGCCUCCCGAGUCAAGGAUUGAACUUCCACUUUGGGGACAUCCUGCAUAUCCUGAACGCUUCAGACGAUGAGUGGUGGCAGGCACGCAAUGUCACCGCAGAUGGAGAGGUGGGAGAUAUUGGAGUCAUUCCCAGCAAAAGGAGGGUGGAGAGAAAAGAGAGGGCCAGGUUAAAGACGGUCAAAUUCAACUCCAAGUCUCGGGACAAAGAGCAGUCACUCAAUGGCAAGCGUAAAAAGCACAUCUUUUCACAUAAAUUCCCCUUCUACAAGAACAAGGAGCCGAGCGAGCAGGAAACAAGCGAUACGGAGCAGCAUGUAACCUCUAAUGCCAGUGAUAGUGAAAGUAGCUACCGUGGACUGGAAGAAUACGUUCUGUCAUAUGAGACUGUGAUUCAGCAGGAAGUGAAUUAUACUCGUCCUGUGAUUGUCUUGGGCCCUAUGAAGGACCGGAUCAACGAUGACCUGAUAUCAGAGUUUCCUCUUAAGUUUGGGUCCUGUGUCCCCCACACAACCAGAUCAAAGCGCGACUAUGAGGUUGAUGGCAGAGAUUAUCACUUUGUCAUGUCUCGAGAACAAAUGGAGAAAGACAUCCAGGAUCACAAGUUCAUAGAGGCGGGCCAGUACAACAAUCAUCUGUAUGGUACAAGUGUACAAUCAGUGCGAGAGGUCGCAGAAAAGGGUAAACACUGCAUCCUGGAUGUCUCUGGCAAUGCUAUCAAACGACUCCAUCUAGCACAGCUAUAUCCAAUUGCUGUGUUUGUCAAACCAAAAUCAGUGGAAAAUAUUUUAGAGAUAAAUAAGAGGCUGACUGAGGAGCAGGCCAAGAAGACCUUUGACAGAGCUAUGAAGCUGGAGCAGGAGUUUGCAGAGCACUUCACUUCCAUUGUACAAGGGGACACACUGGAGGAGAUCUACAACCAGGUUAAACAGAUCAUAGAAGAUCAGUCUGGACCAUUCAUAUGGGUGCCAUCCAAGGAGAAACUGUGAGAUGGCUGAAGUCAGAGAAACUAUUUUUUUUUUUUUUCACUUUUUUUCCUUCCUUUUUUGGGGGUGAAUUGAAAUAGGAAAUGCUGCAGUAUUCCAGGGUGUGUUUGUGAGAGUGGGCAGAGCUGAUCCAGCACAUCUCAUCAAGACUCAAUUCUGGAGCUCUGUGUUUCCACAUUUCAGGUUGAAGUGCGACGCCUUACCAGGGCCUCACUGGGAGAUUAUAUGGUACCACUUCCUUAAUGUUUAAGGCAGGUGACUUUAUAGAUGGGAAAGAUUUUAAUGCAUACACUUCUAUUUUAUUUGGGUUGUUUUUUCAUAUAGCAGUGCAUAAAAAUGCACUUGUGUACGAUCACUCGGAGCGACACUUUGCACGUUUUAGCACUAAAAGCAUGUUUUGGAUGGUUUUGUUCUAGUUAAACUACGUUAAUUUUAAGUUUUCCUUAGUCAUGUAUUUUGAGCUACAUUAACCACAGACAAAAUGUUUUAUUUCUAUCAUACUGUAUAUUCCCAAUGAUCUUAUAAUAGGAUCAAAACAUGUAACUUAUGCAACUAUCCAGCUUCUAAACUGCACAAACCAAUGGAUGGUUUGAAUGGUGACCUGGCACAAAAUAUGAUCAUGGGUCAAGGAUUUGUGGAAGUUUACUGCUGAUUAAUGGUUAAUGGUUUGAGGUUUACUGUGGCAUGGCAGAAAAUGAUUAAAAUUCAGGUGAAUGUGUAUUUUAGGACAUAAAUUCACAAUGCAAAUCUUAAUAGAAUUUACUGUACACUGAGAUUUUAACAUGUAUCUAACCCUGAGUAUACUGCCUAUUUUUGUUAUACUAAAAACUAUAUUGAGCUUUACUUAAACUCUAAAAAUAAGGGAAUAAUUAUCUUUAUAUUGAAUAUAUCUAUAUGAAAAUAUAUUAAUCUAUAUAAAUAUAAAAAGAAUAUAUUUUCCUUUACUUUCACUAUAACUUUUUUUUUCAUGGCCCUCAGUGAAGAUGUACCUGGGGCUCAUUGGGCAGUUUUUCAAACGCAGUCACUAGCAGCUUAUUCUCCUCUGCCCUCUCUUCCAUAUGUCUCAUGUGGUGUGCAUGGUUUUAAGAGCAAUAGUAUUUAUAAGACGUGUGUGUAAUCAGUAAAAGAGCUGGAAUACGCCUUUGUGUUUUGAGUUGUGAAGAUGCUGGGUUUGUUACUGAAAGUCAGCAGAAGCUUGUUAACUCUCCUUUAGACACAGUGGUCACUCAGCUGGAUGGAGAGGGUCUUCUGAGGCUCUCUCAAACAAAAGCCUUUAUUUCUCCACUGGAGGGCGCUCUCACCGAAUCUCUCCCAGCUCUCCUUUUCAUUGUCACUUGGAGAUGAUUGUUUUCUAAAAGACUGACUCGCUUCCACUGGACCAUGGCUUUCUAACACAUUUUUGACUGGACGUUGUAAAUAUUCUGGUCUAAUUCAUUCCAUUUGUCAAAAGACAAGAAGUGCUAAUAAACAAAUCACACUUUUAUUUUAUUUAUUUUUUUUCCUUUUCUUUAUGUCAUCACAGGAGGAGCAGCUCCCAUUUUCAUUCAGAAUCAAAUAUGUCUGGUGAUGAACACAGUGGUUUUUUUUUUUGGUUUUCUUUUUUUU
Tachysurus vachellii is the source of this 4980-nucleotide messenger RNA. It is a transcript of the gene dlg1a, whose product is annotated as discs large MAGUK scaffold protein 1a. Gene Ontology annotation, molecular function: kinase binding. The record is from RefSeq and is a predicted model, not a curated record. Gene Ontology annotation, biological process: neurotransmitter receptor localization to postsynaptic specialization membrane; chemical synaptic transmission. Gene Ontology annotation, cellular component: neuron projection; postsynaptic density membrane; neuromuscular junction. The coding region runs from base 514 to 3378 and encodes 954 amino acids. The transcript has 26 exons. NCBI's taxonomy places the organism in Eukaryota, Metazoa, Chordata, Actinopteri, Siluriformes, Bagridae.